Molecule: messenger RNA, 948 nt
Organism: Babesia sp. Xinjiang
Lineage: Eukaryota; Apicomplexa; Aconoidasida; Piroplasmida; Babesiidae
Exons: 1
Coding region: 1-948 (315 amino acids)
Source: RefSeq, a predicted model, not a curated record
AUGGAUAUUGUAAUAAAGGAUAAAGCUACAUGGAUGAUUGCAUUCCACCUUGUACUAAUGACAAUCGCGUCUAUCGCUGGUAUGAUAGGAUGGAUUUGGUCUGUAUUGAUAGUACCACUAAAGAAACCAGUAUGUGUAUCUACAAGUGCUGGAGAUUCUGGAAAAUCAAAAAAACCUCAACCUAGAGCAAAUAGCUAUGAUACUACCAACAGCAAGGAAGAUACAAUGUGGGCGGUAAUCAAACGUGUAUAUUCACCGUUCCUAAUGUGUAUGUGCGGCUGGCCGCAAAAGAAUUUUUAUAGUCCUGGUAUUAUCCCCUAUGCACUUGUGGAUAGGAGUUUGUGCCACCCUAUAAAUAUCAUACUAAUGUUUUUCAGCUUCUGUGUCACGUUCACGGUUUACUUUGUCAAGAAGUAUUCCCCGAGUAUUAGUAGACCUUGGGGGAGACCACCUAAAGGAUGCCACCUUGUGUGGUUAUUUAUGUUACCAAUGCUUUGCUGUAUGCCAAUAGUCUAUGUAGCUAUGCACUAUCCCCUGGGCAUUUUGCACAGGGCUUUACGGAAUAACCGUAUAACUGUAACAAUACUAGCGAUAAUUGUCAAUGGCAGUACCACCGUGUUAGAUAACAUGGGUUAUAUCGGGGUAUCGGCGUGUUCUAAAGACAGCAAGGGUAACCGUGGACCAAAUGCGAUGCGAGUUAUCGCUAUGACAUCUUUCACCGCACAAUUCAUAACAUCGUUCACCUACAGGAUGAGUACCGGGUACUUGCUGGUCUGGAGGAAAUAUGUAGAUGAUAUAUGUAACACAGCACCCACUGAGGACAUGGAUUGGUUCAGUCGUUUUAUAUUCUGGGCCACUACUUCGAACAUAUAUGCGGGUUAUGACUUUGUUAAUGAAUUUAAAGGUAACAUCAAGGAUGUGGUUGCUCACGAUGUCGAAAUCGACUAA